UUCCAAAGUUGUUGUGAACUCGUAUGACCAGAAAGAAAGAAAAAGAACCACUUGGUGUACUCGAGUUCAAAUCCACCGAACAGCCAAAGCACAUACAGUACAAUUUUACACAGCUAACAAGAGUCUAGAGAGAGAAAGACGUGUAUUGCAGUAUUUGGUCUUUCUCUCUCUUCCAGUCUCCAGAAAUGGAUAGUUUACAGUCUCACAAGGCGGAGAUGAUAAGCAUCGCCGUCGCACUCUUGGCCGUUGGCGCCGGUACCGCCUAUUAUUUCUAUCUCACCUCCAAGAAACCUAAAGGUUGCUUGGACCCUGAAAACUUCAAGGAGUUUAAACUUGUUAAGCGCACGGAACUCAGCCAUAAUGUGGCUAGUUUUAAAUUUGCUCUUCCCUUACCAACUUCAGUUUUGGGACUACCAAUUGGACAACAUAUGAGUUGCAGAGGAAAAGACAGUCUUGGUGAAGAUGUUGUCAAGCCAUAUACUCCCACAACUUUGGACUCUGAUGUUGGAUACUUUGAACUAGUUAUAAAGAUGUAUCCAAAAGGAAGGAUGUCCCACCACUUCCGAGAGAUGCGUGAAGGCGAUUACUUGGCUGUGAAGGGGCCCAAGGGGCGUUUCAAGUAUCAACCCAACCAAGUUAGAGCUUUUGGGAUGCUCGCUGGUGGUACUGGAAUAACGCCGAUGUUCCAAGUUGCUAGGGCCAUACUAGAAAAUCCCAGUGACAAGACCAACAUUCAUCUUAUUUAUGCCAAUGUCACAUAUGGCGACAUACUUUUGAAGGAAGAGUUGGAUAACCUGGCACACAACUUUCCUAACCGCUUCAGCGUCUAUUAUGUUCUGAAUGAGAGCAUGUUGAUAACAAAUGGUUGUUGUCAGCCUCCUGAAGGAUGGGAUGGCGGUGUAGGGUUUGUAUCCAAGGAAAUGAUUCAACACCAUUGCCCCCCACCAGCAUCAGAUGUUCAGAUUUUAAGAUGUGGCCCCCCACCAAUGAACAAGGCGAUGGCUGCUCACCUAAAUGCUCUUGGAUACACUUCCGAGAUGCAGUUCCAGUUUUAGGCCUGUAUCCUUUCACUAUCACACAUUUGGUCUUAACUUCUGAAAGGAGUAGAGAAAACAUUGAAAAUUUUUAUGCUUCAAUAUAGAUUGAAGAAGAAGCGAUUACAGUGGCCAGUUUAAUUCAGCUUGAUUUCUGCAAUUCUAGAAAAAAAAAUGCAAGAGGCGUUUCAUGUUUCUACAGUUAUAGUGGAGGACAAAUGAAUAAGCUAAUAUAAAAACUGCAGAUUAUGACACUGUUA
Molecule: messenger RNA, 1294 nt
Organism: Ricinus communis (castor bean)
Lineage: Eukaryota; Viridiplantae; Streptophyta; Magnoliopsida; Malpighiales; Euphorbiaceae
Product: NADH--cytochrome b5 reductase 1
Exons: 9
Coding region: 186-1055 (289 amino acids)
Biological process (GO): electron transport chain
Molecular function (GO): cytochrome-b5 reductase activity, acting on NAD(P)H
Source: RefSeq, a predicted model, not a curated record